Durusdinium trenchii is the source of this 5888-nucleotide messenger RNA. The record is from the annotation of a GenBank genome assembly. Lineage: Eukaryota; Dinophyceae; Suessiales; Symbiodiniaceae.
CACAUUUUUACGCAGUACGUUUGCAACAUGGCCUCUCGACCAUGCGAACCUUUCUCCUGGUUUGCAGCUUGGCAUGGGCAGCCGAGCGCCCCGAGCGCCAUUUGCAGGGCUUCUAUGAGCAAGACGACACCGCAGAAAGAAUGCAGUGCCCUAAUUACUUGCCUGUGGGCGUUGUCCGAUCGGAGAGUGACAAGCAGCCUCGUGAAUGCACCCGGUGCAGCGUCUUACCAUGGGCCAGACAAGCUUCUCAUGAAGAGAUUUGCCGCCUCGACGUGUCGAACUGCUCUGUGUUGAAGCCGGGCGAGCGAUGCUGGAUUCGGUGCCGUGAGCCAUACUUCGAGGGUGAACCUGUGCAUGUGAUGUGCAACAAUUCGGAAGAGUCUGGUGGAGGCCUUGCCUGGGAUCGCAAAACUCCGAAGUGCAAGAUGAAAUGCCCGAAUCUUUUUGGCGGUCCGCCGGAUGGAUAUGAGGAGAAAAAUGGAAUGUGGCAAUGUGCUCCUGGUUACAUCGGCAAAGCCGAGUACCUUUGCACCUUGCAUGACGACUGCGUGGCACGGCCAUCCUGGUCGGGGUGCACCAAAGAGGUGCAUUGCAUGGCUCCCUUUGAUGUUGAUCUUUGCAUGCUGAAUUUGUCGACUUGCUACAUGGUGAUGGGCGGGAAGAGUUGCAAGAUGGGCUGCAAUUCACCUCAAUGGGCAGGUACGCCAACCUUGGCCACCUGCAAGGAGAAGAAUGUGGAUCCAUUUACACCUUUAGACUGGACGAUGCCAGUGUGCGAGCCAAGCUGCCCUCCUGGUACACCAGUUCCGGAAGGCUACGUACUGAACUCAAAUGGCGAAUGGCGUUGUGCAGAGACCCAUUAUGGGACGCCGCAAGCUCUUUGCGCAAUCAACGAGCAGUGCGUCUCUGAAUGGAGGCCAAGCGGUUGCCUGCCGAUGCAUCCUUGCGUGGCCCCAGAUGAUGACCUUUGCAGGUACAACAUGUCGGAUUGCUUGGAGGUGCCUCCGGGUGGUAGCUGCGUGAUACGAUGCCGUGAGCCCUUCGUGGGUGGUGCCUCCUUGGCGACUUGCCAGGCCAACAACAUUGAUCCCAACCAGGAGUUGACCUGGAGCCCACCGCGGCCUUCGUGCGCCUUGUUACUGUGCCCCGAAGUGGAGUUAAUCCCUGAGGGCUACGAGCGGCAUGCAGACGGCUGGCGCUGCGCUCCGGGCUUCGUGGGGGACGCCAAGGCUUUUUGUGAUGUCGAUGCAGUUUGCACUCCACAAACAGUGCUCAGCGGUUGUUUGCGGAAGUUGCCGUGCUGGCCGCUGGAAGUGGAUGAGUGCAUGAUGGAUGCUUCAGAUUGCGCGGUGCAGCCGGGACAGUCCUGUUUUGUUCGCUGCAAGGCACCGUAUCUGGGGAGCCCUGGCAUUGCGCGGUGCCCGGACGACAACACCGACCCUUGGGCCUUGGUAAGUUGGACGGAUGAGUUGCCUAACUGCACUUUGCUCACGUGUCCCGAUCCGGUGAAGGUCCCCAGGAGUUAUGCCCGGACACCAGAUGGUUGGAGUUGCGCGCCGGGCUAUGCUGGACGGGCCGAGGUGCUCUGCAGACACGGCCCAAAUUGUGAACCGUCACCUGGAGAGUUGGCUGGAUGUGGCAAUCCAUCUGCAUGCGUGGCGCCCACCACGCUCUCCUGCAGCGUGAAUAUGAGUGAGUGCAGUGUGGUUCUGCCAGGGCAGUCUUGCCAUGUUCAGUGUGCAUCUCCAUUUCAGGGGGACCCCACCCUUGCUGUGUGCCCAUUUGACAAUUUGGACCCUGCCGGUCUGAGAUGGAGACCUCCUGACUGUGUGCAAUUCUGUCCUGACCCAGAGAUCUCAUCACUGCCUCCAGGAUACAUCAAGACAGGUGCCGGUUGGGCCUGCACCCGGGGUUUUCAGGGCGCAGCGCAGAAAGUCUGUGGCAUGGACGAGCGCUGCGUCGCCACGGCCACCGUCAUGGAGGGAUGCUUUGAGGAAGUGCCCUGCGCUAACCUGCCCCAGCAGGCUGCUUGCGGCUUCGAUGUCUCUGAGUGUCAAGCCGUUCCUUCAGGCGGAAACUGUGAAGUUCGAUGCAAAGCGCCCUUCUUUGUGGGUCCAUCAUCGCAGGCUUUCUGCCCAGAGGCCAAUACAAAUCCCAAUCAAAUGUUGACUUGGGCCGCUCAAGAAUGCAACAUGGAAUGUCCACCCGCAGAGUCGACUACAGGAUACGUCUGGAGUGAGUAUGGGUGGAUUUGUGCGCCAGGAUGGACUGGGACUGUGGAGGUGGUUUGCAGCAUGGAGAACUGCGAUGUCUCCCCGAGCACAUUGACUGGCUGUGUGAGGCUGCAGAGAUGCACAGUUCCUGAAGCCAACCCGUUCCUUGCACAUGAGCAAACCAGAUGGGUCAGUAGGUGCCUCUACGUUUUUGACUGCGGGAACGAGGGGCCAGGCGAAAGCUGCAUGGUGCGGUGCAGACCUCCAUAUGUUGGACAAGCAACUGUCGCACAAUGUCCCAGUGGCAACACCCAGGUGCAGCCGCUGGAGUGGACGCCGCCAGAUUGCGAGUGUCCAGAUCCUUCGCCCGUACCAGAAGGAUAUUUGAAGUCUGAAAGUGGCUGGCAUUGCGCUCCAGGCUUCGUUGGCCAAGCGGUGAAGUCUUGCAAUAGCACGCGGAGCUGUUUCAACGCUCCGAAUUUGUGGGGCUGUGCGAAAGUGCAUGGCUGCCUUCCCCUGGAGCUGGACAAUUGCGAAUUUGAUUUCUCGAAUUGCUCCGACGUGGCCAGUGGCGAAUCGUGUGAGAUCAAAUGCAACCUGCCCUACGUGUCAGUGGAUGGCUCAAUGGGAUAUGCGAAUUGUCCUGCAGAGAAUGUGGACCGCUUCCAGAUGAUGACUUGGACCUUGCCCAAAUGCCGCCUGGACUGUCCAGAGGUUAGCCCUGUGCCCAUUGCAUACCAACGCGUCAAUGCCAGCUGGGUUUGCGCACCUGGCUAUGCUGGCACUGUACAGGUCGACUGCUACCUCAGCAGCUAUUGCUCAUCGACGGCUUUCUUGGAAGGCUGCAACGAAGAGGAGCCGUGCUUUCCCAUUGAACUAGACCGAUGCGUCUUUGAACAUACAUGCGCAGGUGAUCAAUGCCGGGUUGGUUGCAAGGCACCGUACCAAGGCCUUGCCCAGAGCAGCUCCUGUCCACAAGGUAAUGUUGUGCCCAAGCUUUGGCCAACUUUUGGUUUGCCGCAAUGCAGCAUUCCAGAUGGCUGUGUUGACCCGUUGCCCAUGCCUCUGGGCUAUGUCAAGACUGCCACAGGAUGGAGAUGUGCUGAAGGUUAUAGUGGCCUCGUGCAUGUGGCCUGUGACUUGGGUGACCAGUGCGAGCAACUGCAGCCUAUUCUCACAGGCUGUAGCUUGAUUCGGCCGUGCAAAAUGCCCGCGGUGGACAUGUGCAUAUUUGAUCUCAGCGCCUGUGGUGACAAGUCGGUUCCCCACGGAACCAAUUGUACGGCGCGCUGCCGUCUUCCCUACAACGGCACGGUCACUGCUGCUUUCUGUCCGGAGGGCAAUACAGAUCCUGAUCAAGUGCUGAUUUGGGCGCAACCGCAGUGUGAGUUGAUUGAUUGUUUGGAUCCAAUGCCAGUGCCGCCGGGCUACACGAAGCUGGCAGAAGGUGGAUGGAGUUGCGCAGAUGGCUAUGCGGGUGUUGUGGAUGGUUGCUGUCAAUUUGAUGGCAUUUGCAAGCCCAGGUUGUCGCUGAGUGGGUGCUACGCCAUUGGUCCCUGUGCAAUGCCAUCGCCGGAUACUUGUCAAUUCGAUUUGAAUGACUGUCCGACCACGCCUCUGGGCUACAGCUGCAGCAUUAGGUGCCAAUUUCCUUACGAGGGCACAGCCACUGUGGCCAACUGCUCUGAAGGUGCCGGGGCACCACCGAUGUCGGAGCGAAGCUUAAAACUGCCGGCUCCACGUUGCUCUCCUUCGGCUUCAGAUCCUCUUUGGCUACCUCAGCAGCUCUACUACGAGCUUCCCGGUUGUUUCUGUCCAGAUCCCUUCGUCACUCCCGACGGCUACGAGAAGAACGGCACAACCUGGCAAUGUGCCAAAGGCUAUGCCGGAGAAGCCCAGCUACUUUGCCAGGAUGGCCAGGUGUGCCUGGCAGAGCCCACGCUGCGUGGCUGCAGCGCGUUGCAGCCCUGCAAAGAGCCUGAGUUGGAACCCGAAAAUGCCUGUCGGUACGACUACAGUGACUGCGUGCAGUAUCCGCCCAAAGCCGGAGAAACGUGCAUUAUUCGUUGUCGAGAUCCUUAUGUUGGGACUUUCGGAUUUGCGGGCUGCCCAGCCGACAACACCGUCUUCAACCGGAGUUCCAUUUGGUUGGAUGGGGUGCCCAAACCAGACUGCACCUUGAACUGCCCCGAUCCUAGCGAUGUUCCUUUUGGCUUCAUCUACAUCAUGCCUGAGGGAUACAUGAAGGAUGCUGCGGAUAAUUGGAUGUGUGCUGAAGGCUACGCUGGUAAUGUCAGGUAUGCUUGUUCUUUCGGACCAAAUUGCACGCUCAUCAAUGAACCUGCUGGAUGUUUGCCAUUUGCUCCAUGCGCGGGGAUGACCACCACGACUGCAUUGGACAACUGCAGCUUAGACACGAUCCUGUGUGAAGGCAUAGGACCCGGUGUAGCGUGCAACAUCCAUUGUCGGCCGCCGUAUGUGGGACCACCAGGUGAGGCGAUAUGUCCUGAGAAUAACACAGACCCCACCACCGAGGUUCAAUGGGUGUAUAUGCCAGGUUGCUAUUGCCCAGACACAUGCCAGGAAGAAGAGGGUUAUUUAAAGAUCAUCGCGGAUCCAAGCAUCUACUUCCGACGCCUCUUUCACCUUGGAGCCGCUGAUGUGGCAGGGCCUUUCCAAUGUGCCGAUGGCUACCUAGGAGCGGCGCAUCUUGAGUGCAGGAAGAACGAUGAAUGCUUCGAUUCGGUGCAACUCUUUGGCUGCGAUGAGAUCAAAGGAUGUAUUAUGCCGACCGUAUCUCGAGAGACAAUGGCCUUGAACUACACAGAAAGUCCCUUCCAGGCUGAAGUUCCAGCGGCUGAAGCAGAGUUUGCUGCUGUCAAUCCUGGAGCUGUGGUGCCAUGGGUGCCUGAUGCAGAGGACUUCAUUCCAGAGUAUUGCAUGUACGAUGUGUCCGACUGCCACGGCGUGGAAGUUGGUGGCACGUGUAAGGUCUCUUGUUUAUGGCCACUGAGAGAAGCUGGUGGUUUCGGCGGUGCAUCCUGCCCAGACAUGAACACCGAGAGGGACCGUGUUGUCGAUUGGAUUAAGCCAAUGUGCGUCUUGGGUGAUUGUGUGGAUCCCAACCCUUUGCCCGAGGGCAUGGAGAAGACCCAUGAGGGCUACAGAUGCGCCUUGGGCUAUGCUGGAGAGAUCAGCUUUCAGUGCUUUCCAAGUUCCGUGAAGGAGGGCUGUGGAACGCGGGCUAUGCCACAAGGCUGCCAAAAAAUGCAAUCCUGCAGUGUUCCUCAAGCGGAUGUUUGCAGCCAUGAUGUCUCCGACUGCGAGAACGUCCCCACUGGUGGGUAUUGUACUGUGUCUUGGCAUCAACCGCGCGUCGUGGCAUUGUGCGCGUGGCAUCGUGCCAGGUGCGCUGCAAGUAUCCCUUCUCGGGCUUCAGCAACGUUGGCAGGUGCGCAAGGACGAAGUGAAACAAGCUGUCGCUGAAUAGCGAAAUGCCGCUGCAAGCUGUGCAAGCUGCCAAGCUGAGCAAACAAAGAAACGUGCUUCUUUAUUGUAAGGGCUUCGCCCGGGUGCCGCCGACCCCUUUUCAAGAGGAGGUGCUGACCGUAGCACUUCCUGUGGACGGCCGCAGGUCUAUCUGCGUGGCUGGAGAAUGGCAAGCAGAAGAAGAAG